Molecule: messenger RNA, 906 nt
Organism: Pyrus x bretschneideri (Chinese white pear)
Lineage: Eukaryota; Viridiplantae; Streptophyta; Magnoliopsida; Rosales; Rosaceae
Product: trihelix transcription factor GTL1
Exons: 2
Coding region: 1-906 (301 amino acids)
Source: RefSeq, a predicted model, not a curated record
AUGGCCACAGACGUGGCAUGCGAGAUGAUCACGCAUUCAUCACCACAUGAUGAUGAUCGUGACAAGUGUUUAAAAGCGCAAGGUGAAGAACCCGUGAACCGGAAGAGAAAGACGAGUCCGAGGAGCGGAAACGGGCUUGAAAUUGAAAGGGUCGAGCUAUUUCUGGGAAGUCUGGUGAAGAAAGUGAUGGAGCAGCAAGAGCAGAUGCAUAAGCAGUUAAUGGAGAUGGUAGAAAAGAAGGAAGAGAGAUUAGCAAGAGAAGAAGCCUGGAAGCAGCAGGAGUUAGACAGACUGAAAAGGGAUAAGGAGAUAAGAGCCCAAGAGACAUCUCGCAACCUUGCGCUCAUUUCCUUUAUCCAGAAUUAUUUGGGCUAUGAAAUUCAAGUCCCCCAACCAUCAGCAGCAACAGCACCCGAACAAGCACCAGCACCAACAGCAGCACCAAUACUAAUAUCGGUGGUACCUAAAUAUGAUCACCAACGCGUGGAAGGAAAUGGGAAGGCAGACAAUGGCAUGCAGAGAGACCUGAUGUUGGUGAGCUCUUGUGAUGCAACGGAUAGAAGAUGGCCAGAAGCUGAAGUACAGGCCCUCAUAACGCAGCGUGCUGCUUUCGAACACAAGUUUUGCGUUGCAGGUACUCCAAGGGGACGCAUAUGGGAGGAGAUAUCUGUUAAGAUGCAUGAAACGGGCUACGUCCGGUCAGGAAGGAAGUGCAGGGAGAAAUGGGAAAACAUCAACAAGUAUUUCAGAAGGUGCAUGGGAUCAGACAAUAAGCGCCCUGCAAAUGCCAAGCUUUGUCCAUAUUUUCAUGAAUUGGAGUUGCUCCAUAAAAGCGCACUUGCAAGUUUCGGGAAUGGCUUUAACCGCACAAGCAACCAGAACGAGGCCAAUAUUGAAAAACAGUAG